AUGAGCUACACCACCACCACCGUUGAGCAUUUACCCUCCCAGGAAGAGAUCAUAAGCAAGGUCUCACGUCUCCGUCUUGUUGGGGAUCAGGAGACCAAGAAGUCAGACGAGAAUGCUCGAGCUGGCCCAAAAUAUCCCGCCUACCUGCCUGUAUGGGACAAAACCAAGUUCCCAGAUUGGGAGGAGGUCCCUUAUACCGAUCCAGGAUCCCGAGCUACUCCGGACAAGCGAAACCUUUUCACGGCUGGAUCGACACACCGUCAAGUCACACCGGCUAUUGGAGAGGAAAUCGAAGGAGUACAACUCUCUCAACUGACCAAAGAAGGCUUGGACGAUCUGGCUCUUCUGGCUGCAGAAAGAGGUCUCCUGGUGUUCCGAAAACAGGAUUUCAAGGACAUAGGUCCGGACAGGCAAAAGGAGAUAGUUAGCCACUUCGGUCGAUUACAUAUCCAUCCUACUAUGGGUCAUCCAGAGGGCCAUCCAGAGAUGCACGUUGUGUAUAGGGAUCCUAAGGAUUCUACAAUUUCCCGCUAUGUCAAGCCAAAUGAAGUCCAGAAGAUUAGCUCAGUUUCAUGGCAUGCCGAUCAUGUAGCCGAGACCCAACCUCCAGGCAUCACCUUCUUCUUCGCCCUCGAAGCACCACCAGCUGGAGGAGACACGAUCUUUGCGUCGGCUACCGAAGCGUAUAAUCGACUUUCCGACGAGUUUAAGAAACGACUUGAAGGUCUGUUAGUCGUUCAUACAAACAAGGGAAUGUUGGAUCAUUCCGAAGCGAGUGGUGGACCAGUCCGGUUCUCACCCAAGGAGACUUUGCAUCCACUCAUUCGCACUCAUCCUGUUACCGGGGAGAAAAUCCUUGCAAUACAUGGUGGACAUGCUACCAGAAUUUAUGGCUACAAGCAAGAGGAAUCUGAUUACCUCUUCAAUUUCCUUCUGGACGUGUUAGCGAAAGGUCACGAUUUCCAAACAAGGGUUCAUUACGAAGAAGGGACCGUCGCAGUCUGGGAUAACCGCACCGUUCUGCAUUCAGCGCUGUACGACUUCAAAGGUGACGAACGCCGCCACGUUGUCCGUAUCGCAGCUAUGGCGGAGAAGCCUGUAUAA
Molecule: messenger RNA, 1104 nt
Organism: Kwoniella shivajii
Lineage: Eukaryota; Fungi; Basidiomycota; Tremellomycetes; Tremellales; Cryptococcaceae
Exons: 14
Coding region: 1-1104 (367 amino acids)
Cellular component (GO): cytoplasm
Molecular function (GO): 2-oxoglutarate-dependent dioxygenase activity
Source: RefSeq, a predicted model, not a curated record